Molecule: messenger RNA, 885 nt
Organism: Rotaria sordida
Lineage: Eukaryota; Metazoa; Rotifera; Eurotatoria; Philodinida; Philodinidae
Source: the annotation of a GenBank genome assembly
AUGAGUAAACUACGUAUUGCAAUUAUUGGUGCUGGUCCAAGUGGUCUUUCACAAUUAUUAGCAUUUAAACAAGCUGAACAAGAAGAACGAAUCGAACUUGUCUGCUUUGAAAGACAAUCAGAUUGCAUUUCUGCCGAAGAUAUCGCAUCCGAAUGUUACAAAUUCGGUGCACAAUCAGUGAUAAUCAGUUCUCGUCAGGAACCUAUUGGUUAUACAUGGCCAGCUGAAAUUAAAACUGCACCUAUAUUAGUUCGUAUGGAAGGUCGACAGGCUCAUUUCAAAGAUGGUUCAAGUGUUGAUAAUAUCGAUGCUAUUAUCUUUUGUACUGGCUAUCGUCAUUAUUAUCCAUUUAUGGCCAAACGAUUUCGUUUACAUUGUGAUGUAGGUGAAAUCAUUCCGCCGAGUCUUUACAAAAGCAUCUUUUGGAUUGAUCAACCAUAUCUCGCCUAUUUAGGUGCUACAAGGUACCUCUAUACAUUCCCUUUGUUCGAGCUACAAACAGCACUUGUACGUGAUGUCUUUCUUGGUAAUGUUAAAUUUCCUGAGAAAGAUCAAUGGCAAGCUGAUCUAAAUGAAUGGAAAAAACGAGAAAAAGCGAUGGUACCUUUCCAUAUUUUCGUUUGGGUUGAUUUAGAACUUGAUUAUAUGCGUGAUAUGCUUGCUUUAUUACAUACACAUGAUGGGAAUCAACCUGUAUCAAAUUUUGAUUUCGAUAAAGCUCAAAAGUUGCUAAAAAAAUUUUUCGAAAAUAAAUUAGUUGAUAUAUUGGGUUAUCGUGAUAUAUCCUACGAAUCUAUUGCCAGUACGGAAAACACAAAACUUAUCCAAGUUUACAAACCAUGGCUUGAAAAUAUGGAUGAUUCAAUAGAAAGUUUUUCUAAUUAA